Molecule: messenger RNA, 1213 nt
Organism: Suillus subalutaceus
Lineage: Eukaryota; Fungi; Basidiomycota; Agaricomycetes; Boletales; Suillaceae
Exons: 1
Coding region: 342-1154 (270 amino acids)
Source: RefSeq, a predicted model, not a curated record
GUUUGAACAGAGAGAUGAACUGUAGCUACGAACACUUGUUAGCUGCUGAGUUUAUGGCCGAUGUGUUCAACCAUGCGCGUUGGUCACGUGAUUUGAAAGUAAUUACACUUCGUACUAGUUGGCUACUCUCACAAAUAAAAAUCCACGAGAGUCCAAUUGUUUGGAACUCAUGGUGGGCCCAGUGGUGGCCUGGAAGUGAGUGAUCGGCAGAGAGCGAUUUGACUGGGGCACCGCUACAACCGUGGCCCGCGGGCCAGGGUGUAUCCUGACCACAGCAUAACUUAGGAACUGUUGUGAAGACAAAAAUAAAUGACUACAGACACACAUAUGCGGUCCGCAGCAUGAUCUGUGAGAUGGAAUGCCACUGCAGUAUGCCUCCAGAUGGCCAUAAUGGACGUCGUACAGGACACGAGGUAGAAACGAACAUGCUUCUACCACAUGGCGUAGUCCUUCAAUAUGGGGUGAACAUUCAUUACUUUGCAACCAAAACGACCAUGGACAUGUCAACCUGCGUGUUAUUAUCAUCUGAAGGCUCCACUGCAUACACAGCUCUUGUCAAUGCUGGCCUAUCUCCACGUCUCUUCCUCGAAGUUGAGGCAAAAGAACGACUUCUUGAGUGGAAGAAGAAAUGGGAGGAGGGGGAGAGGAACCGCGUGUCACUAGAGGAUAAGCUGAAGAAACUUCAAGUUGAGGCGGAGCAGCAAAUUUCCGCCCCAGACAAGGACACGAAAAUUAUCUGGCUUAUGAACACACUGAAAAAAGCCAGCAAGGAAGCCGAUGAAAUCCAGAUCAGGUUACUACUGGAGCAAAGCGAGAGAGAAAAGGUUCAGCAAGAACGCUCCAAGCUUGAAGAUGCGGUUCAGAAGCUGCAGCAAGAUCUCAGCUCAUAUCAGCAGCAGCUGCUGAUGCGAGAGAGUGAGAAUAGAACCAUGAGGAACGAGCUGCAGGCCCUGCAGACCAAAUUCAACGACCAAACAGUCCUUCUUAACGACUGCACACGGAAGCUACAGGGUGCGCAGGGAUUCCUGAGCAAAGCCGAUACGCUGGCAGAGCAAAGUCGUGCUUAUUCAGGUAUGUCUAGUCCUUCGGUUUGCAAUUCACGAGAACAUCAUACGGUUACAUACGCAAUGGUUAACUCCAAAACAUAUGCAUAAUUCAAAUUUUGACGAACAUGAACUGAUAAUUGCCUCUUUGCAGGCGUGCACCUUUGAUA